Brenthis ino (lesser marbled fritillary) is the source of this 993-nucleotide messenger RNA. The record is from the annotation of a GenBank genome assembly. NCBI's taxonomy places the organism in Eukaryota, Metazoa, Arthropoda, Insecta, Lepidoptera, Nymphalidae.
AUGUCAUUGCACGGUAAUGACGUUUGUUUAUUAGAAAUAGAAGAUUACAACUUAUACGAAGAAGAAGCAUCUGAUCACGCUAUUUCAAGAAGUGAGAAAAAUUCUUCAUCUAGAGGUAAAAGUAUGGAGGCAGAGAAGAGAAUUAGACGUGAAAUUGCAAACAGCAAUGAGCGUAGGAGAAUGCAGAGCAUUAAUGCUGGCUUUCAAGCAUUACGUACUCUGUUACCACGACAUGAAGGAGAAAAACUUAGUAAAGCUGCCAUUUUACAACAAACAGCAGAAUAUAUUUACUCUCUUGAACAAGAGAAAACAAGACUUCUGUCGCAGAACUGUCAGUUGAAAAGGCUAUUGAAUCAGCAUGAGGGAGGUGAUAUACCUAUCAAGAAAAGAAAGAAUGAUGUUUUAUCUAUUGUACCUUCUAUUAUUCCUGACUCAACAGAAGACACUAUUACAACAAACUCAAGAUCACCUGAACCAGUUGCUGUUAUAACUGUAUCUAGUGCACCCCAGAAAAAAGAACCUGAAAGUGGUGAGUUAAGAGUCCAAUUGGAACGUGAAAGACAAUUGAGGCGUCUGCUUGAAGAACGGCUUCACUCACUCGAAGCUCAGAUAUAUCCUGAAGCUGCUCAAGAGAUACCAACUCCAGUUCUGCAUUAUGAACAAACUAAUAUUGCUGAAUGCAAAUUGGAAAAGGAAGAAGGUGAAAAGCAACCUGCUGAAGUACCAGUGGCAACUCCUCUUCUUGAAGCCGCUAUAAAAGCUGAGCCACGUGUGGAGGUAGAAGUGCUACCUGAUGCAGGUCACGAUGCCCCCUCACGCUUAUACCUUGCUAGCACCAGCCGUCAGAAUCUAGAAACUAUAGUGGAGGCCAUUCGUCAUCUAGAAGGUGAUCAUCUUUUUAGAGAAGAGACAGGCGAUGCACCUCUAGCACUAACAAAGAAAGUGGAUCGAGCUCCUCCCCAACGACCUGGUGUGAUUGUUGUAAAGCAUUCG